Eleginops maclovinus (Patagonian blennie) is the source of this 3576-nucleotide messenger RNA. It is a transcript of the gene fbxl20, whose product is annotated as F-box and leucine-rich repeat protein 20. Gene Ontology annotation, cellular component: SCF ubiquitin ligase complex. The coding region runs from base 550 to 1860 and encodes 436 amino acids. The transcript has 16 exons. The record is from RefSeq and is a predicted model, not a curated record. Lineage: Eukaryota; Metazoa; Chordata; Actinopteri; Perciformes; Eleginopidae. Gene Ontology annotation, molecular function: protein binding. Gene Ontology annotation, biological process: SCF-dependent proteasomal ubiquitin-dependent protein catabolic process.
AAAAACACAUCGCGUAUGUGCUCGAUAUAGCACACUCAUGUAGUUGUGAAUAUAAUUAUGAGCGCUUUGUUCAUGCACUUAUAUGACAGGGCCUUCAAGUGUAAACGGCAUUAAAAGCGAUAUUUAUUAUUUUACGUAGGCUGUAUGAAAGAUAUCACAAACUAUAUCCUCAAAUAUCUCAAUGUGUCUCUAUUGGCCUUCAUGGAUGGUACAAUCUACCAACCAUCUGGGAUAAAACUAAGUUAAUUUAACAUAGCUCUGUAAACCUGUUGCCUCUAGUCAGGCAUUCGUGCAACGUGGGAUGUCGAAAAGUUGACACCCCACUUUGAUAUUUAUCUUUGCUCAUAUGAGCUUGUAUCCUACUGGACCCGCACUGCGAGCUGUGGUUUAAGGAACAGUCAACAAGCCUAAAAACAAUAACGACAUCGCACCCCACUGAGAGGACGGUAGCAUGAUAGUCGUGGAGGGGAAUCGGCGGAAGACGGCCCGUGUCUGCAUUUUACUUCGCCUGCACCGAAUCCAUUGAGUCGGUAACCACCAGUGUCCGAAAUGGGGAAGGAGGUAAACGGUGUUUCGCGGAGUCGGUUUGAGAUGUUCACAAAUAGUGAUGAGGCGGUCAUCAAUAAGAAGCUGCCCAAGGAGCUGUUGCUACGAAUCUUCUCCUUUCUGGAUGUGGUGACACUCUGUCGCUGUGCCCAGGUCUCACGGUCCUGGAACGUUCUGGCCUUGGAUGGCAGCAACUGGCAACGGAUCGACCUCUUCGACUUUCAGAGGGACAUUGAGGGCCGGGUGGUCGAGAACAUCUCGAAGCGAUGUGGGGGGUUCCUCAGGAAGCUGAGCCUGCGGGGUUGUCUGGGUGUGGGUGACAGCGCCCUGAGGACUUUUUCGCAGAACUGCAGGAACAUCGAGCUGCUUAGUCUGAACGGCUGUACCAAAAUUACUGACAGCACGUGUAAUAGCCUCAGUAAGUUCUGUCCAAAGCUAAAGCACCUGGACCUCGCCUCCUGUACCUCAAUCACCAACCUGUCACUCAAAGCUCUCAGUGAGGGUUGUCCCCUGCUGGAGCAGCUCAACAUCUCCUGGUGUGAUCAGGUUACCAAGGAUGGCAUCCAGGCCCUGGUGCGCUGCUGUCCUGGGCUCAAAGGCCUUUUCCUCAAGGGAUGCACACAGUUAGAGGACGAGGCCCUGAAGCAUAUCGGGGCUCACUGUCCGGAGCUGGUCACACUCAACCUGCAGACAUGUUCACAGAUCACAGAUGAGGGCCUCAUCACAAUCUGCAGGGGUUGUCACCGCCUUCAGUCUCUCUGUGUGUCGGGUUGCGCCAACAUCACAGACGCCAUUCUGCACGCCCUGGGACAGAACUGCCCUCGCCUCAGAAUACUAGAAGUGGCUCGCUGCUCUCAGCUUACAGAUGUGGGCUUCACUACGUUAGCGAGGAAUUGUCAUGAGCUUGAGAAAAUGGAUUUAGAAGAAUGUGUGCAGAUCACAGAUGGAACGCUCAUCCAGCUGUCCAUCCAUUGUCCUCGUUUGCAAGUCCUGAGCCUGUCUCACUGUGAGCUGAUCACGGAUGACGGCAUCAGACACCUGGGCAGCGGACCCUGCGCUCACGACCGUUUGGAGGUGAUCGAGCUGGACAACUGCCCCCUCAUCACAGAUGCCUCGCUGGAGCACCUGAAGAACUGCCAUAGUCUGGAUCGCAUUGAGCUCUACGACUGCCAGCAGAUCACCCGCGCAGGCAUCAAGAGACUAAGGACCCAUCUGCCUAACAUCAAAGUGCAUGCGUACUUUGCUCCCGUCACUCCGCCCCCCUCUGUCGGGGGCAGCCGUCAGAGGUUUUGCCGCUGUUGCAUCCUGCUAUGAUGUAAAGACAACCAACCCCCCUUUCCUCUUCCUCAUACACGCUUCCCGCAGCUCGUCACUUGACCCCUGACCUGCUGUCCUCCUCCUGGCGCCCCGACAUAAGAGUACGUGCUGGUGUGCCUCCCUGCCCCUCCCCACCCUUUUGAGCUGCAGAGAGAGGGAGAGAGCCAAAACAUCCUACACGAUCUUGGGUAACUUUCCCCAGAAACAUUCCCCAAUCUCUCCUCCACAACAAUACAGUUGAUGCACAGCAGACUUUCGGAUGUGCACACACACAUAUCUAAACACACGGAUUUACGCUUCGAAGAAUGUCAGAACAUUCCUGGUCUGUGAUCAGUGAACAAACAACUAGUACAAAGAGGGUUAUAUACAAAUAAAAAGUGGUCCCUACGGUUUAAGGGAUUUACCUCUCAAUCAUAAAAAGUAAAUAUUAACCUUCACAUCAGAAACCAUUCUUCUGUAUUUGAGAGGAGUGAUACUAUUUACUUAUUUAGCACUUUGAGACAGAUUACAGUCAUAGCCUCUAAACUGAAUAUUGAAAAAGCCCUCUUAACCUCUCACAAAUACUUCCCUCGGUGUUAACAGCUACCUCUAGACGGGAACUGCACUUGAGUAGAUCCUGUGUUAGCUUUGUUCUGCAGUUCAUGUUGAAAAGAGUAGCGAUGCAGCGAGUAAACUGCCGACACCUCCAACACACACACACAUGCACACACAUAGAAAGCAGCAGAAAGCCUAUUUUUGUGAUUUAAAAGAAAAAAAACUUGCAGCUAUUUGCACUUACAGUAAAGCAAUGAUGAGACACUUUAAAAAGAUGACCAUCUGAGAAUCUAAGUCUAAUCUAAGACUGUCAUUUUACUAACAACACACACAAAUCUCCAUGCACACACUGAGCUUGCUACACCUGUGCCCUCACCUCUCUCUGUCUCUCUGUUACAAUCAGAUGCUUCAAUAUACUGAAGAGGAAAAAAAAAAAGACAAAGUUUGAUAUUUUUCUAAAAAUGGACCCCAAUUAAGACUCACAAGUUGGGACUCGAAAAGAUGCCAAAUGAUGCAUGUAACACCUCUAGUUUUUUAAAAUCUAAUUGUAAAUAUAUGUGGACUGCGGAGUCCGAGAGUCAAAGCCAGCUAAACGACAGAUGAUGAUAUGAGAUCAGGGCAGAGGUUUCUGUCAGUGCGUCGCUCCGAGGGAACUAUGGCGAAGCUCGCACAUGCUUGUUAAAGUGUGUUUGAAAUAUGUGCUGGCGCUUAAUAGACCAUCAGAAUGAGCCGACACUUAAUCUGGAGUUUGACAGAAUAGUCUAGACGGAUUUCAGAAAAAAGGCCUUUUAUAAGAAGUAAGGAGCAUUUAUGGGUACAAGUCGGGAACCGGCCUACCUUACAUAUUUCAAGGGUGCUGAGUCCAAAAAAACCGGUACCCGGGUGAAAUUUUGAGGUUUUGACCUUCUAAUUUGCAUAUUAAAAUGGCCGCCAAAUUGCCCAUCUUGCACAGUUAUUGGACCAUUUCCUCCUAGUUUUUUUUGUAAGUAGGCAAUCAAGAUGAGGAAAUUAAGUUUCUAGAUCGAUAGUCAAGGGUCAAACAAGGAUAUAGUGGAGGCUCAGUGCCUUUUUUAUGUAUAUAUAUAUGCAAAAUACCAACUUUUAAGGUGAAAUUAAGCAUUAUUUGUGUCAUUUUUUAAGGCCGACAUAAAUAUUAAAUAAAAGUUACUCUGAAAUUUU